Onychostoma macrolepis is the source of this 2472-nucleotide messenger RNA. RefSeq names its product MINDY family member 4B (gene mindy4b). Gene Ontology annotation, biological process: protein K48-linked deubiquitination. The record is from RefSeq and is a predicted model, not a curated record. The coding region runs from base 59 to 1591 and encodes 510 amino acids. Gene Ontology annotation, molecular function: K48-linked deubiquitinase activity; cysteine-type deubiquitinase activity. Lineage: Eukaryota; Metazoa; Chordata; Actinopteri; Cypriniformes; Cyprinidae. The transcript is spliced from 13 exons.
ACUUAAGCUUAAUUCACUAAAUACUGUUUAAAUCUACUACUAUAUUCCAUGACCAUAAAUGUACUGUAUUAUUCCACUAAUGUGCACAAUAAGGCGCUCACACAUGAUGCGUUCUCCUGUUCAAGAAGCAACGCUCAAAGAAACAUGCGUGAACGCGUCCUGUCUGCGCGCAGCCUGCAAGGCGCUUGUUUCACUGAUGGACACUGAUGUGGAGGCGAGCAGUGAAAUAGAUGAAAUCCUCCAGCAGAUCGCGGAAUUGGACAAAUGGAGAGAAAUAUUUAACUCCCGCGGGUUGGAAUUACCACAGGGCUAUGUUAAAAGACCUAGUGAGAAGAUCAAAUCUGAAGAGGACAGUGACGACUCUUCUAGACCUGCCACCUCGGCCCAUCACAUCGGAGCACAGAUAGACCGGUUCACAGCGCCCUACUCCAUUCCUCAAACCCUCACAGUGUCUCCGAGUCUGGGUGGGCAACCGCUGUCACCAGAGCUGGCGGUGAGUUUAAGAAAUAUUUUAUUUGGGAACACGUUCCAUAUAUUCAACUAUGAGUGGAAGAAAUCAUUCUUCAAGUUUCGGGAGCCUUUCUCUGACAUGGCAUAUGCUCUGGAGACUGAGAGGGUGGGAGGAGCCUGUGCUAUUCAGAUGGUGGUUCAGGCUUAUAUUAUUAAAUAUUUGCUUUUCAACCGGCCAAUGAACUCAGAGUGCACAAUGCAAAGUUUGAUGGUGGUAGGGGAGAAGGAGCAGAGGAAGGCGCUGGCAGCCGCUCUAACUGACAUCUUGUGGACAGCUGGUGAGGAGCAGACAGCCACCGUCUGCUUGGUCACGUCAGAGCGCUGUUUCACCCCCCACAUGGACUACAAACUGGACAACUUCACAGAGAGGUUGCAGCUUUUCACCUUUAAAAAGAAAGAUGAUAUUAGAUCAUUUAUAUGUGAGCACAUCCAAUGUUUUAAGGAAGAAGGAAGCCAUGGAAUCAUACUUUUUCUGUAUAGCCUUAUCUUCUCCAGGACUAUUGACAGGAUACGGGCAGACUUCGACUGUACCACCACUCAUCUUUUGCAUGUGAGCUUGGGGAACUUUGUGUGUCGACAGGCUUUAUUAAACCUGCUGUUGACUGGCUGUGCGACCCCUCAUGUCUUCAACGGUACAUCGCUGAACGAUGAGCAAGACGAAGCGCUCGCCCAGCCUCUCCACGGGGUCCUGACUCGCAGUCAUGUCGGAUAUCUGCUCUGGAACAGAGAACAAGUCCACCAUGCACAGCUCCCCCUGGUGGGCAGUAUGCUGAAAACCCCCAAGCUGCCUAUCUGGGUGUGUAAUAUUAAUGGCACCUACAGUGUUUUGUUCAGCCCAAACCGUUCACUGCUUUCUGACUGGAAGAUGGAGCAUCUUUUCCAGCUUUACUUCUACAAUGGCCAACCAACUCCGCUCAACACAACAGUGCUCACCAUAGAUACACACUCCCAUCACUGGGAGGCUGAAAAUAAUGAUAUUCAAGGAGACCCAGAAAAAAAGUUUCCAUCUGUAGAGAUGACCAUUAGGACCAAGUGGGAGGGUUCCGUUAUUGACUGGAAUGGGACAGUGCCUUUUUUCUGAAGAGGUCUAAAGCAGAUCACCUGAUUUGUAGCAUACCUCUCCUGGGCUGCAAUAAAUUAGAUUUUAUAUUCAUAUAUUGGUUUUGAUUUGGGCUUUAUUUUUGACUUUCAUUUUGACUUGUGAACCUUAAUAACAUUACCUUUCACAACCUGCCGAUUUGACCAUUUCAGCAUCUGAGCAUUUAACAAAAGUGAAAACCUAAAAUAUGUAACGCAUGGCAAAAAAGCCAAAGUCUUUUUAUCAAUUGUUAGAAAUAUUCAAAUCUGGUUUACACAUGUCCCACAGAUGUUAAAAUCUAUUCUGGUGCUAUAUCAUUUAGCCUCCAUACGGUUUUUGUCCUUCUAUUUAGAUCCGAUAUGGGUUCAGAUUGCUAGUAUCAAGUCUCGAGACUUAAUCGCUUAAGUCUCAAGUCAUGAUGGAAAAAGCUGAUGUCUCAAGUUACAGGGUUUAAUCAAUUUAAGUCAAGAUCGUUAUUCAAAGCCUUGCAGUCUUUGAUUCCUAUCUGGUAUAAAUCAUGUAUGUAGUAUUUUAUUUUAUUUUUAAUUUAAUUACUGCUGCAUGCUAGUAUUGUUAAUUAAAGAAAGGCAAUACGUUACAAUAAGGUUCAGUAAGUUAACUUUUUUUUACAGCAUUUAUUGGUCUAGAUUUAUGUUAAUUAAUAAAAAGUGCUAUUAUUCAUUUCAAAUUUGUUAUAUCAUCGUAAUUAACUGACUUUAACUACUGUGAAGCAUCACAAACAGAUGUAUGUAAAAAUGUAAAUUAACCAAGAUUAAUAAAUACUGUAAAAUUGUUCAUGGUUAUUUCACUGACUAAUGUUAACAUAGAACCGUGAUGUAAAGUGUUACCUAAAUAACUUUAUCUAAUAAAAAAAUAUGAACUUA